Penicillium lagena is the source of this 738-nucleotide messenger RNA. RefSeq lists its product as uncharacterized. The coding region runs from base 1 to 738 and encodes 245 amino acids. The record is from RefSeq and is a predicted model, not a curated record. Lineage: Eukaryota; Fungi; Ascomycota; Eurotiomycetes; Eurotiales; Aspergillaceae. The transcript is spliced from 2 exons.
AUGUCACACAGCGGAUCAAACACCCCCGGGACAACUCCCCAUGCCGUCAUCCCCAUCGAUAUAGACACAGACUCCGACUACGACUUUGACCCCGACGACGGUGGCAUGCAGCUCGAUCCUCCAGAGCCAGCCUUUGCAGUACCCCGACUCGGAUCACUAAGGGGUUUGCAUGCGGGUAUGUCAAACGAUGUCGUUUCAAUCUACCUCCCAUAUCACUCACACAAGACAGAAUACUCUAUCCCCAACCUCGACUCCCCUAGCUCAGACCAAUCAGCUCGAAUGAGCCACACAGCAACCCUCAAGCAGGAUGCUUGCGCCCACAACCGUAUCCGCGAAGAGAAGAAUGGCGCCCUGGCUGUAUUGACGAACUGGGAGCUGUUGAUGACAUAUGCUCUCGCCAACAACGAAUCCGUCCCCAUGACCCGCCGCCGCUUCACAGCCAAGCUUAUUGCCCCGGGCAACCCUAAAAAACAAGAGGAGCUCGUCGCCGAGCGCUGGGUGGUUCAUUCCGAGAAUGGUCCCGUUCUGGUUCCUGGCCGCCGGCGUAUCGUGGUCGAUAAUGAUGACUCUGGCUGGAAGGGCCCGCGCAAGCCGCCCACUACCUCUCCUGGCACCGCGUCUCCUUCGAGGUCUGUAUCACGCCCGGGCUCGAGAUCCGCUUCUGCGGGGCACUCGCCUGCUCGCCGUGGGAAUAAGUCUCAAGGGCGGAAAUCGGAGGGUUCAUUAUUUGGGUCGUAG